Molecule: messenger RNA, 986 nt
Organism: Gorilla gorilla gorilla (western lowland gorilla)
Lineage: Eukaryota; Metazoa; Chordata; Mammalia; Primates; Hominidae
Product: golgin subfamily A member 2-like
Exons: 5
Coding region: 344-577 (77 amino acids)
Source: RefSeq, a predicted model, not a curated record
GGAGGACUCGCAGACGUUACUGCCGUCUUGCGUGCCCCGGCCACCCCCGGGCAGCUUGUAGCCGGUGCGCGGGGUGGCUGGGGCUACGUGCAGAGCUGUCGCGGAGCCGGAGCAGCAGCGGUGAAUCCCCUCGGCUCGGCCGAGACCGCCGUGCCCAUUGCUCGCCUCGGUUGCCGCCGCUUUAGCCGCAGCCGCUGCUGCCGCCGCCGGGGGAGAGGCAGCCUAUUGUCUUUCUCCGCGGCGAAGGUGAGGAGCUGUCUCGGCUCGGCCCGCGGGGGAGCCCCGGGAGCCGCACGGAGAUGGAGGAGGACAUCUGGACAGUGAGCAGGAGGCGCCUCGGCCCAUGCCGAACAUCCCAGGGGACCUGGAGAGCCGGGAGGCCAUGGUGGCAUUUUUCAACUCCGCUGGAGCCAGUGCCCAGGAAGAACAAAGGGUGUGCUGCCAGCCCCUGGCUCACACAGUGGCCUCGUCCCAGAAAAAGCCAGAGGCAGCGGCCCCAGCCCCAGAGAGUGGGGGUGAGUCUGUGUUUGGGGAGACCCACCGGGCCCUGCAGGGGGCCAUGGAGAAGCUGCAGUGACUUUAUGGAAGGAGAAGGUGGACCUGAAGGAGCGGGUAGAGAAACUAGAGCUUCGAUUCGUCCACCUCUCAGGACAGACAGACACCAUAGUGAGCGAGAGGCUAGGGCACCGCUGGGGGAGCUGCCAGGCCGUCCAAGGGGCCCCAGCAUCUGAGCCAUGCAGGAAAGUACUUCAGCCAGGAGGCAGUGUCAGAGACGCAGCACUGGGAGAGGAGGACAUCGUCAGGCUGGCCCAGGACCAGGAGGAGAUGAAGGUGAACCUGCUGGAGCUGCGGGGCAGGUGUUGCAGCUUGUGGGCGACCACAAGGAGGGGCAUGGCAAAUUCUGACCAUUGCCCAGAACAUUGCUGAUGAGCCUGCUCUAGGAGCCCCAAUCGCCCAGGAGCUUGGGUGUGCUGACAAGCAGGGUG